Messenger RNA from Rhinolophus ferrumequinum (greater horseshoe bat), 3763 nucleotides. RefSeq names its product twisted gastrulation BMP signaling modulator 1 (gene TWSG1). The record is from RefSeq and is a predicted model, not a curated record. NCBI's taxonomy places the organism in Eukaryota, Metazoa, Chordata, Mammalia, Chiroptera, Rhinolophidae. The coding region runs from base 240 to 911 and encodes 223 amino acids. The transcript has 5 exons. Gene Ontology annotation, biological process: regulation of BMP signaling pathway.
AGGGGGCAGUGGGGAACGGGAGCCAGGGCGGGGAGGGCGGCAGGCGGGCCUGUCUCUUUAAGGUGUCCGAGGCUCGCGGGUGCAGCGCGGAGGGACUGCGCGGAGGCGCGGCCUGCCUCCCUCGCACAGCCCCGAGGCACGCUACGGGUUCGGCCGACCCGCCGGGGAACCAGGGCCAGGCGGCCUCGCGGUGCCGCGGCUCACGCUUCCUGGGAGUUACUGAUUGUCUUUGAAGAAACAUGAAGUCACAUUUUGUUGUUAUGCUUCCUCUAGCCAUCCUGGUGUUCCUGACAUGGGUCCCUGUAUCACUGAGUUGUAACAAAGCACUCUGUGCUAGUGAUGUGAGCAAAUGCCUCAUUCAGGAGCUCUGCCAGUGCCGUCCUGGUGAAGGAAAUUGUUCCUGUUGCAAGGAGUGUAUGCUGUGUCUUGGGACCCUUUGGGAUGAGUGCUGUGAUUGUGUUGGUAUGUGUAAUCCUCGAAAUUAUAGUGACACGCCUCCAACUUCAAAGAGCACAGUGGAGGAGCUUCAUGAGCCAAUCCCUUCUCUCUUCCGGGCACUCACAGAAGGAGACACACAGUUGAACUGGAACAUCGUUUCCUUCCCUGUUGCAGAAGAACUUUCACAUCAUGAGAAUCUGGUUUCAUUUUUAGAGACUGUGAACCAGCCACACCACCAAAAUGUGUCUGUUCCCAGCAAUAACGUUCACGCACCUUAUUCCAGUGACAAAGAACACAUGUGUACUGUGGUUUAUUUUGAUGACUGCAUGUCCAUACAUCAGUGUAAAAUAUCCUGUGAGUCCAUGGGGGCAUCCAAAUACCGCUGGUUCCAUAACGCCUGCUGCGAGUGUAUUGGUCCAGAAUGUAUCGACUAUGGUAGUAAAACUGUCAAAUGCAUGAACUGCAUGUUUUAAAGAAGGAAAGGAAAUGCAAACCAAAGCAAUUCAGUCACUAAGAAAGGUAUGAGAAACUAUUCCCUGAGGUCUACUGGUUGCAUCAUAACGCUAGCAGGUGAAGAAGAUGUAAAGAAUUUGAAGUUACUUCUGAAAUAUGACAAAUCCAGCAAUGUGUUAAAUUAUGAUUGUAACUGCUCUUACUGAUUUUACCAUCUGCUAGCAAUAAGCCCUUUCUUCUAAAUACAUGUGCACCUUUGGUUGUAUUAGAAACACGUGCAUAGAGAAUACCUUGAAAGACCUGCGUUUUCUAACAUAAAGCCUGAUAACAUUUUCUUCUAGCAUUCCAAAAGACUUUUAUUUUGGAAAUGUUAGAGUAUGUUAACAUAAGUCAGGAUUUCUUCAUGUGCUUCUCCUAGGACACUGAGUUUUGAUAGUUGUAUGCCAUUCUUCACUGUGCCUUGUAUUGUUUAUUUGUCCUAUAGAGUAGAUGUCCAAAUAUAUCUCCCUGAAGACUCAUUAAAAUCACCAAAAAAAGCUUAAUUUCAACCCUUUUUAUGUGGUUUUGGAAAGUAAAUGCUUACUAUAUUUUACAAUUUAAAAUUUUUUACCUAGUAGAAUCCAUCCUAUGAUACACAUACUGACAAAGUUUAGGGAAAGUUUCUCCUUCUCUUCCAUCCCCUUGCCCAAAGUGCUGAUGUAGGUAGUGAUGAAGAAUCUUUAUCAAGAAUUUUGGAGCGCAUCUGUGAGACUCUGUUAAAUAUACUGCUAGCAUAAACAGUUAGGAAGUUAAAGCAUUUCUCUGACUUAAGGUACCAGCUUAAAGAGCCCUAGGAUUGGGAAACAACUGCCAAGUCAGACUCCAUGUAGAGCAGCAGGGAAACAACUCGUCCCUUGUACAGAAAUGGCAAAGCUGAAAGUGGAGGCCGUGCUCGCUGGACAGUGAAAAGUAAGCCCACUCAGCCUCAGCGCACAGAGCCACCUUCCCCCACAGAUGAAUGACAGGAAGGGCUAAAGAAGAGAAUUUACCAUAUGAACUGGGAAGGUUGAAAAUUCUGGGGAUUCUAAUAGGAAACAAACUUAAAACUAUUUACAUUAAUUAUUUGUUACUUUGUAAUCUUGCCUUUAAAUUUACAUCUGGACCAAAUGUUUUUAAACAAGCGUACUCAUACAAUAGGUUAAGAUUAUGAAACCAAAACAGAUCUCUGUUCAAGAUGAUGUUAACUUCAAAUACACUACAGAAUAUUUUGUCAGCUUUUUAUAUAAUGUUUCUAUAAAGAUAAGUUUAAAUACUAUGUGCCUUUCAUAGUAAUAAAAUCACAAUCUUCAAGCAUGCCUCUAAAAUAUAAAGGUUUAUAUUACAGAGACUCUACAAAAUUAAUUGAUUUCUCAAAUAGGACAUAUUUGAUUUCAUGUAACAUUUUAGGAGUACCUCUUUAUAUGUCUAAAUAUUUUAGUACAUAAAAAUAGAUAAUGCUCUUAGACUUUAUAUUUGUAUUCACUUUCAGAACAGUAGUUAGUUAUAAGAUCAUAUGUAAUAUUGUGAUUAACUAUCAUAAAAUUUGAAGACUUGAUACCUUUCCUGCUCUUUAAUCAGUUAACGAUAAUGAAUACUCAAGGUACUUUAGCUUUUUAAAAAGUUGCAACUUAGCUCAUGGAUAUAUUUUUUUAAUAGGAAAACAUUGGGAUGUCCUUUUCUUACUUUUACGUAGAAUGCCUCUGUUUAAAAGUGCCUUGAAAACAUUUUAGCUCCCCUUCUUCAUUAACUCUCAUAAAGUUGAAGGUUUUCUUGAACUUCAGAAAGUUUUAAAGGAAUCUGUAGCCAGCUGCUUCAUUUCAACUUGGCAGUUUUUCAAAGUAAUUUCAUAUUUACGUAUGAAUAGAGGAACGCUUCUGUGUCUAUUGACCACAUGCUUAAUGUUUCCUUAAAUACACCAACAAAUUCCACUUAUCAUCUUUUUUAGGCCUUCGUUAUUAAAUUUUAAAAUGUACUAUCUCUUUUGCCCCCUACAUGGGGAGGAUAAUUUCUUCAACCAUAUUAUGUUUUAACUGAUUUUUUUUAUUUCUGCAUUCCCAAUACAAAUUAUCCCAAAAUGUAAUGGUCUUUUAUAUUCAAAUUUUGCUUGAUUUUCUGGUUUAUAAAGGUGUUUAAAGAGCUCACCUGAAAUAUUCCAUUUCAGGUUUAAAUAACAGUAUUUUUCCAGAUUAAAAGUGUAACAUUUGGGAAGCAAGUAGCCCCACUAAAAUUUAGACGUCUGGUACCACUCUAAACUCAAUUCACUUCUAUAUAAUGCCUCUGAUAAAAUAAAAUUUUUUAAAAAUUUGUUUUUAAAUAAAAAAUUAGGUUCUUACCUUUUUUAUAACUAGAUUUUAAAAAACAGUAAAUUUUAAAUCAGUAGGUAUUAUAAAACUCAUAAAAGUUUCUUUCCUAUAAAAGACAUGUCCUUGCUAGCAAGUUUUUCUGCCCCCCACCCAUAACAUCUUUGUUAUUACUGAAACUAUAGUAGUACCAACCCAAAUGGUAAUUCAAAUAAAAUAAGUCUUUGUUUACAUAGAAUGCUAUAAAGGAAAAGGCUUCAUUUAGAAAUAUGAUUUCUAAGGUUUCAGAAAACAAAAGUGAUGAAAUGUUAGAAUAUUUGAACAAUUAUUUACAAAUCACAGUAGCAUUAAAAUGGAGAAAAGAAACAAAAACUUCUGAAAAAUGAGGUAAAUAUAUAAAUAAGCCACAUAUAAAGGUUGUUUUUAUGAAAGCCUCUUUGAAGAUUUUUUUAAUCUAUUCUGCAUUCCCAUGAGUCUAUGUUUAUUGUAUUUUACAUGAUCUACAAUAUAUAAAAUUAUGUUUUUUUCCUUUGGUUGCCCCUAUAAACAAACAA